AAUACGGACCCAUUGCUAGCUACUGAAAUGCUGGUUAAAUCAUUUAGUAUUGAAGUUUUGUGUAUGAAGCAUAUACCAGCUUACUUAUGUUGUUGAUUUUAAUGUUUAAAAUCCAAAAUUUUAUCAAAGCAUUGCGAUCGUAGUAAAGCUAAAUAGAAUAUCAAAACUCGCAACAAAAAAAUUAGUACCAUUCUGCUGAAAUAAACACAAAUUUAUAAUUUAAUAAAAUAGUGAACGAAAUGAUAUGAGAUAUACAUAAGCGAUAAGGUCAUCAGUGAGUGAUUCAUGUGGAUUUGUGCGUCUUCUUUUAUGGACUAUUUCUGACAAUAAACAGCACAUGUUUCCAUUCAUGUACAUAUACACAAUAAAAAUGAUUAUGUGAAUACAAGUCAAAUAAGGAAUUUUGUUACACGAACCACAAAUAAUAUAUAAAUUUAUCAGCGCCAUUGUCAUUUUUCUCUCAAUAGAAUAAAGAACCGAAAAAAGUAUGUUGAAACACGUACAAAUAUCACCACAUCGCAAUCGAUCCGAUUCAAUGUCGUUGCGUUCAGCAACGUCAUGUGCGUCUUCAUUGUGCGGUAGUCCCGAACCACCAAUGGAUUCACUCCGAUCAUCGUCUCGCGCAUCCAGCUAUUGCAGCCUUGACAAUACCAUACCACAGACCACAAUCAAAGUAUUCACUAGCUGCCUAAAACUAGAUAUAGAGUAUAAAACUUUGGGGAUUCGGUGGGAUACAACUAGCAAAGACGUCGUUGCACAAAUUUUGCGAAGGACCAAAAUGCUUCAAAGGGACUCGCGAUUGUUUUACCUGUCCAUGGAGGUGACUGUACGAAAGGCUGGUGUCAAGCGGUUUCUUGCAUUGGAUGAUGAUGCAAGACCGGCUAUUCUACAGGCUUGUCAUCCCAAAGGAGACUCGAGGUUUUGUCUUCAAAUCAAACCUGGUGGAUUAAUUCGAGUACAUACGUCAGUAUUGCAGCCAACAUCUCUAUAUAAGAGUUUAUUUAUAUCAGAAGAGACGACCACAGACGAACUGCUCACAUUGUUAUUAUCGAGCUACAGUUUGGAUGAACCCGUUGAGCAAUUUUUAUUAUAUGAGGUUUGCCCUUCACAAGAGUACCAACGAAAAUUACAUCCUGACGAUUUGCCAUUGCGAACUCAACAACAGCGUACACAGCGUGGCGAACAAUUUCAUUUCAUUGUACGAAAAAAUCCACAUUAUCCACGACGGCGACAGUUAUUGCCACCGAAUGUCGAAAAUAAAUCAACAAAGGCUGAUGACGAAAAUUCAAAUAACCGUCGAUACACUACUAACACAGCGGUGUGCCACAAAAAUUGCGUGCGAGAGUUAAGCUAUGCACGAUUAACUCGUGUCCCAACAACUGAUAGCCUAAAUGAAUGUCAUUCACAUGACGAUGAUACCAUGCAAAGCACAACGUCAAAUAUUAUUAAUAAAUACAAACCUGUCUAUAAUAUUCGCGAAAUUAGUGCGGUGUGCAAUUCAUUUUCAUCACUCGGAUUGGGAUGGAAUGUGGAUCGAAAUCAUAGAACAUCGUCGAACUUAGCUUCGCAUGCCGUACCAAACAGACUUUCGAUGGACAGUGUUACAAAUUCAAAUCUAAAUAUUGUGCGUGAAGCAGUAAUUAAUAAUCCUGCCAAAGGUUACGGCAGUUACGUUUAUAUUUAGAUAUAAUUACCAAAGACAAAAUGUAAGCCCCUUCGGAGAGAAUAUUGUUAUGAACUAAAUCGUAAUAUAACAAACACACUUUUCUGAUUAUUAUUGAAAUUGUCAAGAAGUGCAUAGCAAUGGAUGGUAUAUGCUGGGCUUUUAGGGAUGGUGAAAAUAUUAUAUAUAUUAGUGAGACGUAAAAGAACGCAAGUUUGUCCAACUUCUCAGCAAUAAAGAGAAGUAUUUUUCAUUGCAACUAGUAAUGGUUGAAAGAACGAUGUUCGUUUUUGGCGGGUCGUCGCGGUUUUGAACGGUUUCCGCGGAACUGAUAAGAAAUAACAACUUGGUGUCUUCAGCAAAAUUGUAGUACCCGAGAUCUUCUAUAACACUGCAGUUAUCUCUUAUCUCUUAUCAGUUCUGCGAAAAAUGCGAAAAAAUGAUUAAAAAAAAAGAAGUUCUAUAUAAAUUUUGCUUUUUUAUUGCGCGAUUUGCGCGCAACUGAUAAAACAUAAGAGAUAGCUGUCUUCAUAUAGAAGACCUCAAGUACUACAAAUUUGCUGAAGAUAUCAUGUUGUUAUCGUUUAUCAGUUCCGCGAAAACCGUGAAAAACCGCGGAGGCUAGACGAUAUGCAAACAUACUUUCUUUCAACGCAGAUAGAAUCAGCAGAAAACAUACUUUCCUUUUCAAAAAUAUAAAUCGAGAAAAAAACAUACAUUCUUUUACGUCUCACGAAUAGAUAUAUGGUAGUUCUACACGCUAAAAAAUAUCUGUAAGAAUCUACACGAUGAUACCAAUCAAACAUGGAUUUAUAUGACAAAUCGUGUAAAAACGAUAAAAUAUCGUGUAAUUUCAAAUAAAUCAAUGAAUUGGUCAAUACUAUUACCCGAUAUACGCAUCUGUCAAAUGUUUGCGUCAACUUUGAAACAUUAAAAAUUACACGAUAUUUUAAUGUUUUACACGAUUCGUCAUAUAAAUCCCAUUUUGAUUGUUAUUAUCGUGCAAAUUCUUACAAAUAUUUUUUAGUGUGUAGUACUACUUGAAGCUUCGAGAACUAGAAACAUUCUCGAUAUAAUAAAAUUAAUAUUAUCUUAUUGAUGUGUUUUUUCUCCUGUGUCCGCUGCGCUUCGGAAAAUGUUUUGUAAUCAUGAUAGCAAUGGAGCAAUGGAGGAAAAGAAGAAAAUAAACAACAGAAAUGUAUGCCAAAGAUGAUGAUUUAAUAAAGAACAUUAAAAGAAAAAUAUAAAACACUAA
Sitodiplosis mosellana (orange wheat blossom midge) is the source of this 2918-nucleotide messenger RNA. RefSeq lists its product as uncharacterized. Gene Ontology annotation, biological process: positive regulation of fibroblast growth factor receptor signaling pathway; signal transduction; positive regulation of epidermal growth factor receptor signaling pathway. The transcript has 6 exons. The record is from RefSeq and is a predicted model, not a curated record. NCBI's taxonomy places the organism in Eukaryota, Metazoa, Arthropoda, Insecta, Diptera, Cecidomyiidae. Bases 488 to 1684 code for a protein of 398 amino acids.